This is a messenger RNA of Linum trigynum, 3495 nucleotides long. The record is from the annotation of a GenBank genome assembly. NCBI's taxonomy places the organism in Eukaryota, Viridiplantae, Streptophyta, Magnoliopsida, Malpighiales, Linaceae.
CAAACAACCUUUCUGAUAUGGUAUUGUAGCAGCAGGAAAGCAGUUAAAUUAAUAAAAUUUAGAAUGGUGAAGAAUUAUUAUUAUCAUAAAAUAGAGCUUAAGAGCCCGAUUAUAAGCCAAGAAGGCCAUUUCCUCCAUCAUUUGCUGGCUAUAGUAACUUGCAGGAAUCUGAAAGCAGAGAAACAGCAUUUGGUUGAUUUUGAUCCGGAUAUCCUGUAGGAAAAUAACACAAAAAAUCUCUCAAAGUUAACGACGAAAACCAAUCCAAAUCACAGGAAUCGAGUUUUGGAUUAUUUAUUUUGAACUACGUGGAAAUAGGAUUCAGCACCUAGAUUGAUUUUUAGUAAGGUACCGAGAAAUUGGGCAUCCAACUAAGCUUCUCCUCGAGCGAAUCAACCUCAGACAAUAGAGACUCGAAACUCCAGUUGGGCUUGGCUUCAAUCUCAGUUCUGUUAACUCUCUUCCGACAACUAUGCUCCAACUUGACAGGUCCCCUGAAACAUAACGUUAAAUCACAAAAUCGUGUUCCUUCCAAAUUUGGCCCUCAAACAAACAGAAGCUGCUUACCUCUCAGUGGCUUUUAUUUUUGCUUUCUGGUCUUUUUCCCCUCCUCGACUGCCGCCGAGCUUCUUCCUUCUUCCACCAACUCCCACAUCGGCCUUCUGGUGCUCCAUCACCGCCACCGGUUGUCCCACCCCAUGGCAUAUAAAUCACAUUAUUAGAAUAUUAAUUGACACCGACGUGCUCUGCAGCGAGAGUCUAAAACUGAGAAAUUGAAAUUAACAAUAUUAACAAAGACGCAGAGAAGUAAGAGCUCACCAUUAGAUGAUUUUAUCCGUCUGCGUUGGUUUCGCCACUACUGGAUCUAGAGAGAGCAAGAGAGAUCCAGAAAGACGUCGGGUGUGGUCUGGUCUCCUGCUAUGAGUUUCAGGCCAAAUAUCUACCUCCGAACACAGGUCGACCUCAAAACCUGCAAACAAAGGCCAUAUGGUUCAGAGAGGGGAGGAAAAGAGUUGUCAUGGAGGCAUCGAGGAGAGACAGUGGCACCUACAACGAUAUCCCUUGUCUAUGGUCACAGGCAGACCUUCGCUCAGUCUGAUUCAGCAGCAAAUCUGAAAGUAGAAGAGAGGCAAUUUGAUGGAAAAGAACUGUGGUCGAAAAGCUGGGUCUGUAGAGGGGAGUGAGAAAACAAUCGGAAAGAAGCCAGAGGAGAUAAAUCGUCCUUUAUGCAACGGUAGGCCCCUAAUCGAAUGGAGCAAGGCGAGAACUGACUGAUUCAUGGGUGUUGCCGUGCCUGACCAUCUGUGAAGAGGUUCCAUGGGCGGUGGCGUGUGUCAGCAACGACAAAGAUCCAGAAAGUCUGGAGAAAGUACGGCCACGACCCACGACCAAGGACAAGAAUGCAGCUGCGGAUUUUUGGACAGGGACACGUCGGGAUGCAAUUGCGGAUGCUGGGGUACGAUCGCGAAGGGAAGGCAUGGGCUCUUGCUGCAAGGACGGAAGGCACCGCAGUUGGAGAUUUUGGGAUGAGUCGUGAGGGGACGGUGAAUGUAGAAAGUAUGGUGGUGGCGUGUGGGAGUAGCCGCACGGAACCGUCAAACUCUGUCUCUGUGAAUCGCCCCAGAGUGAUUAGAUGCAGGAGGACGUGCGGCAGCCGAAGAAGUCCGAGAGAGCAAAACUUGACAAAUCGGAAGAAGUUCUAUUGGGCCUCAACCACAACACGACAAAUAAUGAAACAGUGUUGGCAAAAUAAAGCGUAGUCGCUUUUUACAUAUAAGAUAAUUAGUAGUUGUCCUUGUUGGACAAGGACAAGGACAUCUGUUAGUUCUUGUAAGGAAAUAGGCUAAAACCAUGUAUGGGAAGGAAAAGGAUUUGGCUGUCACGUGAGUCCGUGCAGUUUCCCGUUAUGCGGUUGAGGGAUUCGAAUUUUCAUCACAUAUACUUUUCUUCGCUAUUCCCAUCCAAAUCCCUCCUCCCUUCUGUUUGUUCCCAAAUCCAGCGAACACCCUUCCCUCUUCCGGUCGGGGUUUUCCGCUCUCUCCGGCACACGAUCCCAACGCCAUCACCCCCCAAUUCCCUCACCAUCUAUCCAUUUCAGCCAUCCCAUUCUUCUUAGGCGGAAAAUCGAUCGGCCGCCAUAGUCUUCUUACAAUUCCAUUCCCUAGGCGUUCAUUCUCGCCGUCGGCGACACAAUUCCGCCGCCGUUGCUCCCUUCCACCCCCAGUUCUUUCCCUGAAAUUUUAGCCAAGGAUUUUCCCCUGCGACCACUCUCUGCCGCCAUUACUACUAUGAACACCCAAUAGCAAUUAACACUCUUUUGGUUUCCUCAAUGUGCAGGUUCAUAUACAUCGGGGAAAAAUGUGCAGGUUCAUCCCCACUAUUGUGUUUCUUCAAAUGCUGAAAAUAAAGGAGAAGAUACUUCCUCAACAAUCUCGGCUGAUCAUCCCCAUGAAAAUUAUACAUUGGGUGACGCUUAGUCCCAAUGUUUACACAUCAAGAAAAACCCAUUAUACGACUUUCUCAAGAAUUUGAAAGCAUCCCUCUCAAAGUCAACGAGGACGCAGAGACACCUACAUUUACUGAUGAAGAGAAAUUCACGGUUCAACUCUCCAAUAAAAGCCAGUAAGUUGAAGUUUAGGUUCCUGAAAUUAAUUAGCUUCCAUCCUAGAUGUUUCACAUGUACUCAGGUAGACAUUCAACGAACUUUCGGCAUUUCUAGUUGUUGAUGUAAUUUCGACUUGUAAUGAUCAGUUCGGGAAAGAAACCCAGAAGUUGCUUAGGCAGCACAGGUAAGCGAAACUCUGGUUAUUGAGGUUUUGAAUUUGGUCAAAAGCCCUGAAUUGGGCGUUAGAUUCUUCAUAUGGGCAGGUCGUCAAAUUGGGUAUUCACAUAUAGUUUAGCGGUGUACAAUGCGUUGGUAUAGUGGCUGCAGAGGAACAACCAUAGUAGUGCUGAUGAUAGAAUACCUGGCAGUUCUUGCAGGAGAUUAGAAAUAAUGAUAUGGAAGUACUGCAGAAAUUGCUUAAGGUGUUGAUUCGCAAGUGUUGUCGAAAUGGUUUAUGGAAUACUGCUAUGGAGGAGCUAGGUAGACUUAAGGAUCAUGGCUACAAGCCCUCGAGAUCGACUUACAAUGCUUUGGUUCAAGUGUUUCUGAAAGCAGAACGGUUAGAUACUGCUUCGCUGGUUCAUCAGGAAAUAUCGGGUUUAAGCCUUUAAGGUACAUCAUUGAUGCUUAUACCUAGGGCUGCUUGAAGUUGAUCGAGGACGAGGAGUUCAAACCUGAUACUGUGCUUUUCACCAACAUGAUAUCUGGAUUGUGCGAAGCAUCACAGUUUGAAGUAGCCAUGGAUUUCUUAACCAGGAUGCAUGUGUAUUCUUGUAUCCCAAAUGUAUUGACUGUCAGGAUUAUGUUAUGUGUAAUACGAGCCUAGUUGUGCUCGUUAGAAAAUCAAUACGCGCAGCUCGAUUCUCCUUCAAUGAACUUGAAUUUCAACA